Physella acuta is the source of this 2233-nucleotide messenger RNA. RefSeq names its product cyclin-dependent kinase 9. Gene Ontology annotation, biological process: protein phosphorylation. NCBI's taxonomy places the organism in Eukaryota, Metazoa, Mollusca, Gastropoda, Physidae. Gene Ontology annotation, molecular function: ATP binding; RNA polymerase II CTD heptapeptide repeat kinase activity; cyclin-dependent protein serine/threonine kinase activity. The record is from RefSeq and is a predicted model, not a curated record. Gene Ontology annotation, cellular component: nucleus.
GUUCUAGAUCUUGUCACAAUCUCUGUAGAUCUGGUGGUAGCAACUUGAAAACUGGAUCUAGCUAGACCUAGCUCUAUAUCUAGCUAAUUUGACUUAUAAAUAUAAAUAUUCGAAAGAAUAGACAGUCAACUCGGAUUAAUAUUUGGCAAUCUUCAUAGUCAUUUCACAAAUUGUGAAUUUUUUUUGUCCAAUGAUGCCUAAGUCAGAAGAACCGACUUACCCUUUCUGUCCUGAUGAAACAAAAUACGAGAAGUUGGCCAAAAUUGGCCAAGGAACAUUCGGUGAGGUGUUCAAGGCUAGGGAUAAGAAGAGCAAGACUGUGGUGGCCAUGAAGAAAGUUUUGAUGGAGAAUGAGAAGGAAGGAUUUCCUAUCACUGCCCUGAGAGAAAUCAAAAUUUUGCAAGUAUUAAAAAAUGAUAAUAUUGUGAACCUCUUGGAGAUCUGCAGAGCUAAAGCAACCCCGUACAACCGCUACAAGACCACAGUGUACCUGGUGUUUGAGUUCUGUGAGCAUGACCUGGCAGGUUUACUGAGCAACCCUCAGGUGAAGUUUAGCCUGGCUGAGAUCAAGAAAGUCAUGCAGCAGCUGCUCAAUGGCCUCUACUACAUCCACAGCAAUAAAAUCCUUCACCGUGACAUGAAAGCUGCAAAUAUUCUGAUCACUAAAGCUGGUAAAUUAAAGCUGGCAGAUUUUGGUUUGGCCAGAGCUUUCAGUGACAAGCUGAACAGGUACACCAACAGAGUGGUCACGCUGUGGUACAGACCACCUGAGCUUCUGCUGGGUGAGAGGAACUACGGACCAGCCAUAGACCUGUGGGGGGCUGGCUGCAUUAUGGCUGAGAUGUGGACACGCAGCCCCAUCAUGCAGGGCAACACAGAGCAGCACCAGCUUACACUGAUCAGCCAGUUGUGUGGCUCCAUCACCCCAGAGACCUGGCCUGGUGUCGACAAACUUGACCUCUUCUCCAAAAUAGAACUGCCCAAAGGUCAGAAACGCAAGGUCAAGGAGCGUCUCCAUGGAUACGUCAAGGAUCAGUAUGCCCUGGACCUGUUGGACAAACUGCUGACCCUUGACCCCACCAAGCGAGUCAACUCUGACGACGCCCUCAACCACGACUUCUUCUGGGUGGACCCCCUGCCCCAGGACCUGAACCACAUGCUGUCUCGCCACAACAAGUCCAUGUUUGAGUACCUGGCUCCCCCUCGCAGGCGGGCCCCCAUCCACCAGGCCCCACCCCAGCAGGGGGCUGCCAGGCCAGCAGGACACAACCCAGACCAGCAUUUUGAGAGAAUCUUCUGAGCCUUCCUGUCUGUGGCUCAUCUGUCAGUGACACACUGUGUAAACAAACUGUUGGUUGUGCUGCUCCCUCCAUGGCACUCUUCUGUUUGUUGUGUACAGGACGUGGGAACUUAAACUGAUAUUAACAAUAAAAGUCUACCAGGGCUACAGUUCCUUGCUGUGCUAUCACUGGCCUGUAUUGUCUGUACUUGAUGGAAUCUGAACUCACUGGUUCCAUUCAUGUACACACCCAUGGUAUCAUAGUGGGAACAUUUGAACAUGUUGAUUAACCAUAACAGCUUCUCAAUAUCUCCAUAUCCAAUUAAUGUAUGGGUACCUACAUUUCAUGAAGAUUUUUAUGCUAAAAGUUCACUAAGGUGUGAACUUAUAUUUGGGACACAUGUAAACUUGAUCAUACUGAACAAGUUGGUACGCUUCGCGCAGUAUGCUGCAAUAAGAUACUGCAUGAGUAUGCUGCGCAUACAGAUAGAUCAAAGAAAAUGUUGAUGUAUAACUAUGAUUUUUCUAAUCUGGUAUGGUUUUUGGUAUGGUUGACUUUUUUUUUUCUUCAUUGUUCUAUGGUGUGUUUUUUCUGAAAUAGUUGAAAAUGCUUUUAGUCCCUCUGUUGUUUUAAAUGUUAUUCUCUGUCCUACUGAGGUGUGAGCUGCAAAUCUCUUGUAGAUCUGUAGCCUGAACUGUUGUGGCCUCAACUUGACUGAAUGCUUGUAUGGUUUUAUGACUAGAGCUGGUUGAUGUGUGUAAUGUUGAAUGAGGAAGGACUUAAGCUGACUGGUGAUAUGACUAAUAAUAAAGUUAAUGACUUUAUUUGACUGGGCAUGUGGUGAAAUGACUUUGGCUGACUGGUUAUGUGGUGAGAUGACUUUGGUGAUUUGUAAAAAGGGACUAUUGAUGUAUGUAUAUAGUUGUCAUGUUACUGAAUAAAAUAUUCCAUGA